Molecule: messenger RNA, 869 nt
Organism: Prorocentrum cordatum
Lineage: Eukaryota; Dinophyceae; Prorocentrales; Prorocentraceae
Source: the annotation of a GenBank genome assembly
GACAACGGAACUCUGGGAUACGCUUCUAGAGAGCUGUACAGACGCACUUUUGUCGAGGAUGAGCGACCACCCAUCGAAUAUCACCGAGCCUUGCGCCGCAAAUUAACUGCUCAGUCGAGAGGCCCACCGAGUUGGGAAUGUGGUUGCGAGGGGAUUUAGUAGAAGUUGCGCUCUGUGCGCGCCAUCAUGAUGGGCGUCCUCACUGUAGGUGCGAGUAGUCGUGGCGCUUGCCGCAGGUCCUGCGGAGCCGCUGGCUCAGCCGUCCUGGCUCAGACACGGUCGCACCCGGGCAUACACACUCACACUUGGAACAGCCGCGGCCUGCUUCUGCCAUGAGGUUUUCGGCGUUCUCCCUCUUCGUGCUUGUCUGCUGCGCUGCCCAGCCGGCCAGCUCCCUCUCUGCUGCCGAAUCGUGGCCUUGGAGCAGGAAGAAGGUCGAGCGGGCCCCGGUGCAGAAGGUCGAGUCCGUCGCGAAGCCCGAAGAGGACAUCUUGGGUGAGCUCACAAAACCUGGGUGUUACAUGAGGAUGGCUUCUGGGUGCCCCAAGAAGCCCAUGAGGACCGAGCUGUGGAGGCACGACUCAUGGGCCGAGAGGGACGGCGUGAACGCGACGGGGUGCAAGCUGCGCAAGCAGGUCUGGGACAAGUAUUGCGAUUCGAGCGACGCGCAGAUGGCUUUCGUCGCCGACCAGGUCCGCACGCAAUGAUGGCGGUGCCCCCCAGCCAGUGAGCACUUGUGUUCUUGGCAGUUGCGCGUCCCGUGGUAAUCUAAGUCAGUCUCUUAUUAUGACUUUUGCGUGAGCCAGAUCUUUUGACUCCUGCUGUUUGGAUGGCCAUGCGCAAACAAAAGGCUGAAUACCGCAAGCCAC